This is a messenger RNA of Trichobilharzia szidati, 3417 nucleotides long. Lineage: Eukaryota; Metazoa; Platyhelminthes; Trematoda; Strigeidida; Schistosomatidae. The record is from the annotation of a GenBank genome assembly.
GUUCAUUUAAUUACACAAGCCACUAACCUUGGGCAGUGUUAAUCCCCAACUUUGAAAAUGAUCAAGGUCGCAGCUAUUUUACGAGGUUGUGAGACUUUCCUCUUUGAUUGUGAUGGUGUUAUUUGGAACUCCAACAUUCUAAUCCCAUCGUCUCAGGCACUUAUACAACAUCUGCUUGAGUUAAAGAAGAAUCUUUUCUUAAUUACGAAUAAUAGUAGGCGGUCCGUGGAGGAAUAUCUUUCUAAAUGUCAUGGUCUUGGACUUCCAGUCUCAGAAAAAAAUAUAAUAUGCUCUGCUCAUGUUGCUGCCACAUAUCUUCGAGAUAAUCUUCCUGAUGGUGAGGUAUACGUGAUUGGCGAAAGUGGAAUUAGUACGGAAUUGAAAAAGUUCGGAAUACCUCAUCAUGGUGUUGGACCUGAUUUACCGACAAACUUGGCUAAUCCGCUUGAGGGUGUUCAGUUGAAACCGAAUGUAAAAGCCGUACUUGUGGGAUUCGAUAGUCACUUCAAUUACAGAAAGCUUAUGCAGGCAACUUCGUACAUAAGCAAUGGAGCUUCUUUCUAUGCUACUAACGAAGAUGCUCAGCUACCAGGGGGUAACAUAGUGUUACCAGGUACUGGCUCAAUAGUAUCAUCUGUUAAAGUUGCAUCUGGAAAGGAACCUGUCGUAUUUGGAAAGCCCCAUAAACCCAUGUUUGAUCUCCUGUGUAAAUAUUGUGAUUUGGAUCCGUCUAAAACCAUUAUGGUUGGAGAUAAGUAUGUGUUAUUGUCAGUUUUAUAUUGAACAAGUUAAUCAAUAUAUUUCAAUAAUUCUUUCAUUUGACUAGAUGUUGUGGUCAUCAACAUUUGCCUACCUUUUAAACAAGUAAUAUCACUUCCCUUCAUAAGUUAACAGUAUUUUAACUUCCCUGUUUCUUAUUCUGUUAUUUUGUGCAGCAUGUUUAAUCUUUACCAAACACCAGAUGUAAGAGUAAAUGUCCGUUUCAUUGUGAAGAAGGCUCUUACAGAGAAGGUUGUGUGCCUUAUGCAUAAUUUGAAUCCUUGAUUACUAUCAUAAAUCGAAGUUAAAAAUGUGGGUUAUGAUAAAAUGCAUUUGGGUCUGUGUCUUAACUGAUGUGUUCCGCACAAGUUUUUUUAGCAGAAAAAGAACAUUGUAGAAGUGGAGCGUAUUGAGUACACAAACGUAAUAACUGACAUUUUCGUGAGAAAUGUUAUCCAUACUCAUUCUACUAGAAAACAUCUUUGAAAGUUGAGGGAUAACUCAUUUUUCAACAGCUACAAGGAAUUUUGUUCUAAAGCUUUUGGGACGAUACACCAUUUUCUUUGCACGAGUUUUUGGUAAAUCAUCGUUGUGGUUGGCUACAAACAGUUAUAAAAUGGGGUGCAGGGACAGGUUUUAUGACAGUAACAUCAUUGAAGAGGAGACUCUGCAAGUAUGCCCUUUUAAUUGAGGUUUUAAAUUCAAACACCGAUGGUCUCCUUAAUACUUUUGGUAACCUAUCUUUUCAGGUGUCUACUUGGAGUGGAAUGAGUUAGAGAUGAUCAAUUUAUAUUCAACUUUAUUUUAGAUAUACUUAUGUAUAGCCCUCCAACCAUCUUACUUAAAAGACUGUUUCCUUCCUGAGAAUUUUGCGGUUGCUGAAAUCCUGGUAUUGACAUAGAAAGUUGAUUUAGCUCUGGAUAUAUUGCGCCAUUUGGGGUUCAGAUGAUCUAUCCAAUUGUACAUCAAAGAUGGAGAAUAUUAUAUAGCGGUACACUGCUGCAAUCUAUAGAUGUUAAAAGUAUCUUCAUAACUGUUACGUUACGUUUCUUUACUUGUUCUGUCCAUUUUGCUUUUGUCCUAAUGCAUUUUACCAACUUACCUGUCUCGCUUCUAACUGACAUGCAAAUGUAUGGUGUAGCGACUUGGGUCACUACACAGUAAUACUAGGUCCUAUGUUGAUAUUUCCUGCUUCUGUCCUAUUCGUAGUUACCAAACUUUUUCACCGGUAUUCAGUUAGUUAUUGUCUUUCGUCACACAUAACUACCCACAGUUGUGUCAUUUUGUGUGUAUUAUCUGUUUUUGUGUAAUAUUUCGGAUUGUUGAAACUCAAACUUAUGCAGUUAUGUACAGUUUUCACCGUUGAUCUGUUCUGAAAAUCUUCCUUUAGCAUUCGUCAGUAUGUAGUAUAUUAGGUGUAUUGCUGUAACUAAUGCUUACUGUAUUGAACUGUUGGUAAAUGCAGGCUAUGUUGAUAUGUGUGGUGGUUCGAAGAGUUCGUUAAAAGAUUAUUUAUACUUUCGACACAUCUGUACAGACUUCAGUCAAAUGUUGACUGAAACGAACUGUAGAGAUCUGAAAAAUAAUCCCAAUCGAGUAUUUAAAAUAGCAGCUGGAAGUCAGUAACUUCAUUUAUAGACGAAGACUUAAUCCGCUUGACUCCGAGUACAAUGAAGAGCAAAGGUAGUUCGCAAUUAAAGUAAUGCAAUAAUAGUUGAAGAGGUAAACAACUGAAGCAUGAGGUUGUCAAGGAGUUCUGCUGUAACAGGCAACUUCUUAGACUGGUCGAGAAAAUUGUGAAAUAUUAAUGCAACUUCUUACAUAUUUGUGUAUUUAUUCAGGAGUCAGUGAGGUAACCCAAAUAAAUAAGUACCAUCUAAGAUAUAUCAAUAAAGGUUUGUUUUAUGAUCAGCAAUGCGUACAUUAUUUAUUUCGCCAUCAAUUGUUGUUGACACUUUUGUGGUUUAUUUCCACCUAAAUUUCAUGGUUCCAUUUCAUUGUUAUUUUUGAUGCGAUUUUCCAUUACUGGCUUUUCAGUGUUUUGUGUGAUAUGACAACUCGAUAUGAAUUGUUUACUGGGUUCCACUAAUACAGUCUAUUCUUUAAAUUUUUAGUUUAUAUACUGACAUUGCAUUUGGAAACAAAUUUGGCUUACACACAGCUUGUGUACUGAGUGGCGUGACAAAUCAGAAAUUAAUCGAUAAAGUAAACACUACACCUGGAGAUGAAAUACUUCGACCGAAAUUUGUUUUCGAAUCCGUUGCAGAUAUAUUAAAUAUUUUGAAGACUACUUAACUCACUCUACUCGUUAUCUUAUGUUUUUCUUGAAUAGCGCUCAUAAUUUUGUAUUUCACUUUUUUGUGUUUGUUCAUGUGUCUCAUCGAUAUGUAGUGGACUUUUGAAAAACGAAAAAUUUUCAAAUUUUUAUCUGCUAACGUAAUAUAACUUUUUCUAAUGUUAGUUUACGUAACCAUAGAUAUGAGAAAUUGCCUCUGAAUUUUUUUUUUUCUUGAAAUCAAUUGUAAUUUUUCAUCAAAUUAAAAAAAUCCUAUUUAGCAUACUUUUAUUGCCUUUUUGUAAAAAGAAAACAAGCCUUUUUAUCUAGAAGUGCGGAAUGCAAUAUGAAUUACACCUUAGUAUGAACUCGUUAGUUAGGUA